Molecule: messenger RNA, 4931 nt
Organism: Trachymyrmex septentrionalis
Lineage: Eukaryota; Metazoa; Arthropoda; Insecta; Hymenoptera; Formicidae
Gene: Su(H)
Product: suppressor of hairless protein
Exons: 4
Coding region: 508-2037 (509 amino acids)
Biological process (GO): regulation of transcription by RNA polymerase II
Cellular component (GO): nucleus
Molecular function (GO): RNA polymerase II cis-regulatory region sequence-specific DNA binding; DNA-binding transcription activator activity, RNA polymerase II-specific
Source: RefSeq, a predicted model, not a curated record
ACAGACACUUUUCUCUCUCGCACUCUGGCAUGAUGAUAGCUCGCGUCCAAUUUGUAAUAAUAAUUUAUCAACUUUUGCUACUUUAGUAUUCUAUUCUGUCCUUGUUCAACAUUGUAUAUUGUGCAAACUACAGAUCACAGCAUUAGCGGGAUAUUGAUAAGUGGAUAUAGCAACAAGAGCAGAUUAUAACAGUUAUUAUAUAAUUUGAAUUCUUUUACACGAAUUAGAAAGAGUUGAAGAGUCAAUUGAAUUGGGAUUAAUCUACGUUGAUGGAAACAGACACACAAGUGCUUCUCAAAGAGCAGUAUAUAUAAACACAAGAGCAUUUCGAUGAAAAGAAAAUGGUAGAGAAGAAGGGGCUUAAAAAAGAAGUAGUACAAUAAUCCAUAAGGUGAAAAAGACCGCUUGGGAAGGCAGGCUUGAAAGAUGAAGAUAUAAAUCGAUGUCAACGACGGCAAUAGUUUUGUUAUUUCAUUUCGCACGAGAGUCGAAUCCGGACUUUUAAAUAUGCCACACCAAUUUGGACUGCCAACGAUGGCACACGGUAUGCAAUCCCCGCCCUCGCCGACCUCGGUCAUGUCCGUUUAUCCUCGAUUCGGCUCCGGCAUCUACAGGGCCGAUCACCAGGACCAGCGACUUACCCGGGAGGCGAUGGAACGUUAUCUACGCGACCGUAGCGACAUGGUGAUUGUAAUCCUACAUGCCAAGGUUGCGCAAAAAUCAUACGGCAAUGAGAAACGUUUCUUCUGCCCGCCACCCUGUAUCUACCUGUUCGGUGAUGGUUGGAGGAUGCGUCAGGAGCAAAUGUUGCGCGAAGGCGAGAGCGAGCAGAGCGCUCAGCUGUGCGCUUUCAUCGGCAUUGGUAAUUCGGAUCAGGAUAUGCAGCAACUUGAUUUGAACAACGGCAAACAGUACUGCGCGGCAAAGACCCUUUACAUCUCCGAUUCGGACAAGCGCAAGCACUUUAUGCUCUCUGUCAAAAUGUUUUAUGGCAGCGGCCACGACAUCGGCGUGUUUCACAGCAAGCGUAUCAAGGUCAUCUCGAAGCCGUCGAAGAAGAAGCAGUCUUUGAAGAACGCGGAUCUAUGCAUUGCUAGCGGCACGAAAGUGGCGCUUUUCAAUCGUCUGCGAUCGCAGACGGUUAGUACGCGCUAUCUUCACGUGGAGAAUGGCAAUUUUCACGCGAGCUCUACGCAAUGGGGUGCGUUCACCAUCCAUCUCUUGGACGAUAACGAGAGCGAGUCGGAGGAGUUUCAAGUGCGCGACGGUUACGUCCACUACGGCAGCACCGUGAAAUUGGUAUGCUCCGUCACAGGAAUGGCUCUGCCGCGACUGGUGAUUCGCAAGGUAGACAAACAAAUGGCCAGUCUGGAGGCGGACGAUCCUGUAUCGCAGUUGCACAAGUGUGCCUUUUAUAUGAAGGACACGGAUCAUAUGUACCUGUGCCUGUCGCAGGAGCGUAUAAUACAAUUUCAGGCUACGCCUUGCCCAAAGGAAGCGAACAAGGAGAUGAUCAACGACGGUGCCUGCUGGACCAUCAUCAGCACCGACAAGGCAGAAUACCAAUUCUUCGAGGGUAUGGGCCCGGUACGGUCGCCGGUGACGCCGGUACCACUGGUCCACAGCUUGCAUCUCAACGGCGGCGGCGACGUGGCGAUGCUCGAGCUGACGGGCGACAAUUUCACGCCAAACCUGCAAGUCUGGUUUGGCGACGUGGAGGCCGAGACCAUGUACAGAUGCCAAGAGAGCAUGCUCUGCGUCGUGCCGGACAUCUCGCUCUUCCGCGGCGAGUGGCUCUGGGUACGUCAGCCGACGCAAGUGCCGGUCUCUCUCGUACGCAACGAUGGCAUCAUUUACGCGACUGGUCUAACUUUCACGUAUACGCCCGAGCCAGGACCGCGUCCGCACUGUCCGCCCGCCGACGAGAUUAUGCGAGCGCCACGUGCCAUGCACAAUCAAGCCAGUAUACCGCCUGCCGCGAUGCCCGCUGACGUACCCUGGAACACUCACGGACAGCCACCGCAAUCGGGUCUCUGAUGUCUCCUAGACAAUCAUCUUAACGCGAACCAAAGUUUACGAUAUACUAAUGAUACGGACGGUGUAACGCCCACUGCUGUGUCUCACGACGACUACGACGAUGACGACGACGGUGACGACAACGAUGACGACGACGAUGACGACGACGACGACGACGACGACGACGCGAGUGAGAGCGAUGAUGAUCGCUCGUACCUGACGAAAAAUUUAUUUCGCGAAAUCAAUGAUGAUGCGACGCGAUGUAGUGCGAACUUGGACAAUACGAAAACGUAGCGUAUCGCUCAGUGCAUCCGACGUGAUGCGACGAUGAUAUGGCGCGUCGAAUUUCGCGCGCAUUAGACGAUCGUGGAACUAGACUUGCAACUUGUUGAGAUACAGAUUUACAGAGAUAAUAAUUUGUCAUAGCGAUCCUAUUGGUUUAACGGCUUACGCUAUAGUGUGUAUAGACUGAGUCGCGAGUAUACGAUGUCGGAUGAUAGAAUUUUUGGGAAAAACAAACGAAAUUAUAAUAUUUCAUUUACAUGAUAAAAAAGUUUUAAUCGUUUCUACGAUGUCUCCAAGGGAAACAUUUCCUCCUUGUCUCAUCUAGCACUUUAAGAAAGAUACAAAACUAUCAAACGAUUAGUAACGUUAAUAACAAGUAAUAGGGGUAACACAGUCUUGGUCUAUACAUUCGCAUAUCGGUCACCGAACGAUGGUUGUGCUUUUAACAUUGUAUUUGUUACGAAAGAAGCUGCUGCUGCUGCUGCUGCUGCUACGCUUGGAAUUCGGUAUAACGGAUCUCGAAGUUACAAUUGGGCGUUUGCUACAUUGUUACCGAUCGUAUCGUAAAUUCUAAUUGUUUUUAAUACAUCAGUUUUAUCCGUUUUAUCUUAUCGGCAGAAUAUCAUUUCGUAAAGAAAGAAAAAGAAAGUAAAACAGAUUUACAAGAAAACUCGUCGAGAACUCGUACCGAAAUCCGAGCGUUGUUUCGCGCGAAUGGUCUAUCCUGUACAAAGUUAUAUAGGGACAAGGUACGUGAUGUAUUUUUGAAUCCACGCACGACGGCCUCGACAUUUGGUACAUUUGUAAAUUCAUAUGCGCGCGAUGUCCAUAAUUUCUUCAUUAUUUAUUAGGAGAUGCAUGAUAAAUGCAUAUACUUUCAUUGAAUGAAAACGUGCGUGAAUCGGUGCUGAUUGUGAAAACGAUCAGAGAUUGAUAAUAGAUGAUGAUGAUGAUGUGUGUGUGUGUGUGUGUGUGUGUGUGUGCGUGCGUGCGUGCGCGCGCAUUAUUGUAUAUAUAUAGUAUUUCAAUGUACGUACAGCACUUAUUGUGAUUACAAUUAUGUGAAUCCCGGUGUAACAAUUGCGUUAGAUGUUUUAGAGAUGCUCGCGUAAAAUUAAUUUUUGAUUAUCCAACUUUCGUAUAUAAAAUAAAAUGUAGCCAAAGCAAAACAAAUUCCUCUAGCAUUAGAUAUUGUAUGGCAUUGCACAUAUUUUUACGUAUUUUUCUUUACAAAAAAUGUUGAAUAUCGGAAAUCGCGAUGUUCGAACGAAUGGACGGAUCUUUAAAUUACGUUGUGCACGAAUGAUGCGUUCGGGGUAUCAGAACUAUUGCAUUAUUAUAUUUGUUCCACGUCUAAUGAACGAUAAAGCAAGAAUGACAAUAGUGAUGACAGCAUGUUCCCCGAACGUUCAUAUCUGAAGACUUGUAUUCAUAAUACUUGAGAUUUUUUUUUAAUAGAUCGAGCAUCUACUAUCAUAAUUUGGAGCGUUUUUAUAAGGAUUUUUCGUGAAAAAAAUUUUUUAAAGAUUAUAUUUAUGUGCUUUAUUGUAGUUAUAUCGAUAAGUACAAUGAAGACGCAUAUAAAGUUUUAUGCUCCUACACAUUUAGAAUAAACAGAAAGUUUAUAUUACAUGAUGUUUAUUAAGUUCCUGAUUUAAUUCCCGAUUCCAAAACUAAAUGUUGGGACUUCUUUGCGAAUAUCGUAUACAGAUGCACAUACGUAUUAUCGAUAGUCGCGUGAAUCUUUUUUACUCACAGACUCCUUUGAAGUUGACAUUAAUUCAGUUGUAUUUGAAAUAUCGAAAAAUUUUAGUAAAUAGAUAUACAAGUGAUUAAAAAAAAUUCCUUCCCAAGUAAACGCGACGUUUUCAAUCAUUAAUGUGUGCAAUGUGUAUGUAUACAUAUUCGGAUUCUUUACCUUCUUUUUUUUUCACGGAAGAUAAUCGAAACACCGUCAUCUUCGAAAGGAAGUGAGAUAGUAUCGCCUUGGGAAUGUCUUCCCGAAGAGAUUUGUGUUGGAAAGGGGGAACGCUGGUAUAUAUACAUUCCAUGGGAAUUUACCCACGAUUAACGCUUGUACUUUGCGCGUGGAAAGUAUGGUCGUCUUUAUUCACAAUUAUAAAAACGAAUUAAUAGUAAUUAUACUCUUGCGUGAGACGUUCAUUUCGAAAUUAUAUUCUGUAGACUGUAGAGCAAGACACAUUUGGAGAAAACUUUUUGUUCUACGGAUACAUCGUGUUGUUUUGCACCUUUGCGAGAAUUCGUGAUUCCUCAAAAUUUGACUUAUGUACUUAAUAAUAAAUUCACUGGACGGAUAAUAUAUUUUAAGCAUUCGCCAUCGCGGAAUGAUCAGCAGUAGAUUCGCAAAAUGCUAUUGCGAAUGCGUUUUUUUUCCCUUAAAUACGAAUACGAUUAAGUAUAGCUGCUAUUAUGCCCGUGUCACGCACGUACGUAGAGUGCGUGGAUAAUUGCUUGGAGAUAAUAAAAUACGAAUUUCAGUUACAGAAUCUACCAAUAAUAUUUACGAGAUAAAGGGAAUAAUUUUAUACAAAGCGAUGAAAAAUUCCUAAUCAUAAGUAAAUCAUGUACAAAUCUAUCAGCUACAACUUGUGUACAUAUAUAAAUUGUUA